This is a messenger RNA of Dicrocoelium dendriticum, 1776 nucleotides long. Lineage: Eukaryota; Metazoa; Platyhelminthes; Trematoda; Plagiorchiida; Dicrocoeliidae. The record is from the annotation of a GenBank genome assembly.
AUUGGAGUUACGUGCUUGGCUGACGAACAAUGGAGUGGCCGAAGCGCAUUCGAAUGGCUCUGCUCGGCUGUUCGACGGCCACGGCAUGGAUGAGUCGUGUGCUCGCACCGAUUGCGACCCCCCCCUGCGGAGGUGAUUUAAUUGCAUGUCGCUCCUCCGCACAACCAUCUCAGGAAUGAGUUACGUCAGCGCUUGCUCAAGAUACCAGCCGGGUCAGCAUGCGGAAAAACCGCAUGGGUGUUUACAGGUAGGAGCCGAGGAUGUUUUGGAUCGAAUUCGUCGAGCGAAGGAGACUAUGCUAGAUCCCCAACUUGUCCUCGUCGACGUACGCGAGUCAAGGCAUUAUCAUUCAGGACACAUAUUAACUGCUCGUUCAAUGAGUUGUCACACGAAAACUAUGGCUAAACGUGCCGUUGCCUGUUGGGAUGCGGUUUACACUGAUCAGCAUUCAUGCCCGGCUCCAGCUGAUGGACAACAGCCAUACUUUUGUACUGAAAUUUCUCAGGUUUCUGCACCGUCAGUCGUUGUGUAUGACCAACGCGGUGCGUGUCCUUAUUGUUCAAACGAUUUGGCAAUCCAAUAUUUCAUUAGCGCUUUACAACAACGUGGGAACCUCAUAUAUUUCAUGAGUGGUGGUUUCGAUGCUUUCAAGAACCUGCGUUCUUCCGAUUUCAUCGAUUCUGGCGCCUCCCUUUCAGAGAGUUUCGGUUUCACUUCCUCUGCUGGCUGUACGUUAACGCCAUCUAAAUCCACACACACAGUCACUAGCCGUUCCAUCGAUUUAGUCCCGUUAUGUCAGGGUGCCCAAAAGGAUCCCUCUGGCUCACGGUGGGCUCCGAACACUUCCUUCUGUGCCAAACCCCUCGGUCCACUAACCUGUGCCUUCGAAUCAAAACUUGAUGAACACCGACCCCCUCCCACUACCUCCGAUUCUUGUCGAUUGAGCUGGUCUGUUCAUCCCCACCAUUACCAUUCCAAUCCCAUUUCAAUUAAGCUGUCACCUGAGCUGGCCCCCCAGGUGACUUCACCUGAUGAUCCGGACGAUGUACUGAACGCUUGCGUAUCAGAAAUUCUUCCUUACUUGUUCGUAGGCAAUCUGCGUGAUGUCCAAGACAAGGCGUUACUUUCUCGCCUCGGCAUAACACAUAUCAUCAGCGUGACAGACUGCAUUCCUGCGUCCCUCUUGAACACAACCGAAUUCCAAUGUCUGCAUUUGCCCGCGGUGGACAACCACAGUCAGGACUUGCGUCCCGCUUUCGAAAAUGGGAUCCAAUUUAUCACUGAAGCGAAGCGAAACAACGGGACCGUGUUGGUGCAUUGCCAAGCUGGCGUCUCCCGCUCCGUCGCCGUCGUCAUGGCCUACCUCAUGCAUUUGUGGCCCAGCUUCAACGUCAUUCGCGCACUGGAGUUUGUACAAGCACGCCGUCCUGUGGCCGGCCCCAACCUGCAUUUUCUGGGCCAACUUCAACGUUUCCACGAUGAUCUACACAUGGAUUCAGCUCACAGUCCUUCCCCUGUGUCCUUGUCCCCAUAGUCGUUUUGUCGUAUCGGUCUUUGAUCUACGUAAGACGACGCUACCUCCACUUCUUCAGUUAGCUCCGUUUCCUUGUUACUUAAUGUUACUUUGUGCCACUCUGAUGAACUCUACACAGAAGAACAGUCGGUAAGAAGGGAAUGGGGCUAACUGAAGAAGAGAUAGCGUUGUCUUAUAUAGAUCACAGACCAAUACAACAUCCUCUGUAUCCGGAUGUUGAUAAUGAAGUGAAUGUUCUCCCU